AAGAAAAUAUACGCUGCCCUAGCAAAGCAUAGUGCCAUUUCUGUCGGCGGCACGAACCCGGUCAGACCCGGGAGAAAUCGACGCACCGAUGGGAUAUUGCUGCUAAUAUCACAUGGACUGUUGGCGUCGUCGGAUGGGCUACUGGCGGCGGGCAUGGCCUGGCGACCAGACAGUACGGUAUGGGUGCGGACAACAUUAUCAAAGCCGAGAUGAUCACCCCACAGAGAGACCAAGUCACUGUCAAUGCGUGCCAGAACCAGGACCUCUUUUGGGCGAUUCGUGGAGGAGGUGGCGGGACCUUUGGGGUCACUCUCUCAGUCACCAUGAACGCUCAUCAAUCUUUCCAUCGCUCCCAAGAACGGAACCACAUCGGAUGCAUGGUAUGGACUGGUCGCAAAGAGCCACCAGUAUCUGGCGCAACUCCAGGACUCCGCUCCGGGAUACAUGGUUACUACACCAUGGGAGGCUCCCCGCCCGCAAUGAACGGCUCCCUCCUUCUCUACAACGCUCAGAAUGGAACGGCUGAGAGACUGCUCAGUCCGAUUCAGGAUUUCCUGCGCGCUCAUGAUGAUUCUGUGGAAUCGACGGUGAAGUCUUUGAUGACUGCGCCAUGUUAUGACAUUGUUCAGACCAUGCCAGCGAUCGAAUCUGCGGGGACGACUCAAGGCGCUAAAGCCUCGAGGCUCAUCCCACGGCGGGCUGUCAUUGAAAACGUUGGGAUUUUUGCUAGGACUUUGAAAGACCUCAUGCCUAGUGAUGACUCUUCGAAGGUAAGCUAACCGUGCUGUACUCCCCGUGCGACCACAAUCCUCCCCCCCUGCUACCUCCUUCCCCUCACUUGGACGGCGUCUCGUACUAAGAUAUAUACCAGGGCAUAGCCACUCCCUCAAUAUUGGUCACCAUGAAUGGCAGAC
Aspergillus aculeatinus CBS 121060 is the source of this 914-nucleotide messenger RNA. RefSeq lists its product as uncharacterized. Bases 180 to 779 code for a protein of 199 amino acids. The record is from RefSeq and is a predicted model, not a curated record. Gene Ontology annotation, molecular function: flavin adenine dinucleotide binding. NCBI's taxonomy places the organism in Eukaryota, Fungi, Ascomycota, Eurotiomycetes, Eurotiales, Aspergillaceae. The transcript has a single exon.